AUGGCUCAGUUGAAGAACUGGUGUGUUGGAGAAGGCAUAGACCCGGUGAAAGCCUUGCUGGUUAAAGAUGUACCUCCAGAAACUGAAAUUGGUUUCAUUGAAGAAACGAUGCAGACAAUCAAAGUACUCGGGAGAGUCAAAGUGAGAGGAAGAAUGUAUGAUCCACAGUCUCAAAGUUUAACUGUGCUAUGUGAGUGCAGGGAGAAGGUGAAUACGGCCGCCAUUCCUCUUGAUGUUGUUCCUGAGGGGUCUGCUAUGACCUGGAGAAUCUUUGGACCUUCUGAGCAGGAGGAAGAACCCCAAGCUCAGGCAGCGGGUGAUAGUCAAGAUGUGCCGCAACAAGAUUCCAGUCUUUUUCCCCCACUGCAAGCCUCCACUCCUGAAGCUAUCAUUCGAGCGGUUGGUGAUAUCCUGCAAAUGACCAGUAAGCCCACACAUGGUGACAACAGCCUUUACAGAAGACUGCGCACAUUCUCAGGGGUCAUGCCCAUACCCCUGGGAGAAGAACAGUUGGAAAACUGGGUUGAACAAGCCAGACUUAUGAUUGAAGAAUGUGAUCGUCCUGAAAGAGAAAAGAAAAUGAGAAUAAUGGAAAGUGUAAAGGGUCCUGCACUUGAGAUCCUCCAAGCUGUCCGUUUCAACAACCCAUCUGCAACCUCUAGGGACUACAUUGACAUUCUUGAGACCACCUUUGGCAACCCUGAGAGUGGUGAAGAACUUUACUUUGCUUUCAGAAUGAUGUGUCAACACCCCAACGAGAAACUCUCUGAGUUCCUGAGAUGA
Siniperca chuatsi (mandarin fish) is the source of this 783-nucleotide messenger RNA. RefSeq names its product paraneoplastic antigen Ma1 homolog. Lineage: Eukaryota; Metazoa; Chordata; Actinopteri; Centrarchiformes; Sinipercidae. The coding region runs from base 1 to 783 and encodes 260 amino acids. The transcript has a single exon. The record is from RefSeq and is a predicted model, not a curated record.